This is a messenger RNA of Hydractinia symbiolongicarpus, 8089 nucleotides long. RefSeq lists its product as uncharacterized. NCBI's taxonomy places the organism in Eukaryota, Metazoa, Cnidaria, Hydrozoa, Anthoathecata, Hydractiniidae. Gene Ontology annotation, molecular function: protein binding. The transcript is spliced from 8 exons. The coding region runs from base 6475 to 7470 and encodes 331 amino acids. The record is from RefSeq and is a predicted model, not a curated record.
GUUAAUUUAGAAAGAAUUGCAGUAGUCUUGUGACAUUGACCGUGGUGUUGUUUACUAGGUGGUCGGCUUUCAAAUUAAGCAUCGUGAACUUGUAGCGAGUUUUUUAUUAUAUUGGGGAGAAUGUGUUGUUGGAACUACCGCUGAAGCCCAAUUAUACUGCUAAGAAGAUCUUACUUAAUUAAUAGAAUUCUACAAGCAACUUCCCUUCUUAAAUUUCCUAUACAAGCAGCUAGAAGUCGUAUAGCUAGACAUAAGCGUAUUAAAAGCCUUCAAAGCCAUGCUGAGUGAAACCAAUGCAUGAAUAUAUCAGUAGUUUGUUAGGAAGUGUUUUUUACUAGGGAUGGGAAUAGAGUUUUGUGUUUCUUACGGCAGAAUACGUGCAUGCCUUGCUUUGAAUAUGCGUGUAUGCCUCGCUUUUACGGCGCGUGCAUGUCUCGCUUUUAUGACUCACCAAUAAUUUAAGAGCUUUUUAAUCCAUAUACUAACAUUUUAGAAUGAUUCAUUUCAUCAAAUACGAUGUGUUGAUCUAAAAAAUAACAAUUUCACAAACUUGGUUUAAGAAAAAUAUCUAUUUUAUUUAUGUUGUGAGCUGUUAACUGCCCCCGCCUAAACAAUGUUUGAAACUUACAACAGGAUUUGCUUGAUUUGACCUAAGAAGAUAGAAGUCUUUUUAUAUUUAACGAUGUGUAAUGAUUACGUCAUUGACUGCAGCAUAAAAAAGCGCUUAGUCACACGGUUGUUUUGAUGAAAAAAUAUCAGUAAAGCAAACAGGAAAUUUUGAUUUUGGAAGUAUAAAAAAAACAACUUUAUUCUACCCUGCAAAAAUAAACUUCGCAAAUUUAUUAGUAUUACGAUUAUUCACCCAGGAGAGCUUUCUCAGCUCUUUUGGCACUGUUACCAACGAAGGCUUUGCAAAGGGAGUCCCAGUGCAUUUAAAGCUUCCACUUGAGCUACAAAAGCCGUGCAAGCACAGCAAAUGCCUAACUAGACAACCCUUUAAGAUAUCGAUCAUAUUCUCAUUCUAAACGCUAAGUAGAAAAAGAUUGAGUCUCACUUCAAUACUCUCUUGCACAACUCAACCGGGAUUUGAACACAUGACCUAACGCACUGGAAGAACUACAAUUUAAUUUAGAUUUUUCGCCACAAAUUUCUAUCAAUCUUAUUCUCAUAUUUCUCCUUUGGCAUACAAUUUUAACGAAUAAGCAGAAAUUUCUUUAUUAAAUCUAAAAUAUUUGCACAAUUAUUACAAAAUCCCUAAAAAUGUAAUCCUAGGUUUUCCUUGAUAUUUUUGAGUCGGGCCCGACAUAGAAAAGGCGACAGAAAACCUCUGUGCAUAAAGAUCGCUCAGGGAACCAAAGGUAUUAGAGUUUAAGCUUACACUAACCAAAAGUGAUAGGAAACUUAAAACUUAAAAUUAAAAAAAACAAAACAACAGAGUUUAAUCCUGGGAUGAUGUAGUUUCUCGUUGUUUAUGACGAGCAGUGUUCACCUUGCUUUAUCUUUUUUUUGUCUGUUUGUUUUCUAAGCUUCAAGUGUACAGCGCGCUAAAACCACAAUAUGUUAUUUUGGCAGCUGUAAUAAAUAUGAAACAGCCGGUUAACGACAAAAAAACAACAAACAUAAAUGUUGUUCCACGUAGGUUCUCCGAUUAAGGGGAUAUAUAAGGUUAAUCUCAUGUUAUCCCAAAGUUUCUUCUUCCGCAAGUUUUUGACUAAAAAAAUCGGAAAUUCUCGCUUUUUUAUAUGUUUAACCAGUAAAAACGCAAACAAUGAUUGAUUUGUGUGUGCCCUUUCAGUUGUUUACUUCAGACAAUCUUGUACCUAGAGUAUCUGCCUUUAAAACAGUCAGACAAAAGACAGUGAGAGCUUGGCUUCUGUACAAUUUCUUCAUUUAUUCAAAGCAUUUCAGUUUUUCGUCACAUCUGCAUUGCGGAUUUCAUGAAUCGAUGUCUAACUGUGUUUCUUAAGAUGUUUGAAGUACAUGUGGAUGAAAGUACUUUUCUUGUGGGGGAUUUAAAACAGUUAAAAACUCGAUUUGAAAAUUUUAAUAUUGUUAUUAUUGGGAAGUUUAUUCCGCGUUUAGUUUUAAAAUAGACCGCGUAAUCUCUAUAAUACGUGAAGAAACGUGAAAAAGGAUAACAAGAGCAAAAAAGUUUGAGGUUUUUGUGCUUGAUAUGAAGUAGCACCUACUUUCUUAAGCGGGAAAAGAGGUAGAGGAUAAUGAAUUCCUGCAUGUCAUUACAUAUGAACUACGGUGCUGUCUGAAAUUCAAACACAAAAAUGUUCGAUGUUCUUCACAGAACACAACAAUUGCCGUAUUCAAAAUGGCAGUCGAAUUGCUACUUUGUGUUGAGGUUGCACGAAAUAACGAUGCCUGGGAAAUGUACGACGAAUGAAUAUCUGAUGACUGGAAUAUACACGGCGAGCGAACCUGUAAAUUUUUCUACAAACUAACCUUUGAUCUAAAUUAUUUUUUUGGUACAGUGUAAAUUCUUGAAUUUGCGCACGCUGAAAAAUUUAUUUUAAUAUUUGGGAAUAGACUUCGACACUAAGGAGUGAUAGAAUCAUAAAAAGGUUUGCGUAACUUAGAACUCAAAUACUGUCUGAUUACAUCGUUAACUUGAUCUUUCAUCCUAAAAUAUCUAAAGUCCGGGUUUGUCGAACUUUUGCCUACUUGAAUAUUGAUUUAAGCUGUAUUUACUGGAGUCACUUCCGAAAUAUUUAUCGCUUUUCCCGAAUAAUUUUUCAAAUUUUUUUUUUUAAAAGUAAAACUUUGGUUAAUUCUAACUCAAGGUUUUUGAGAUUUUAUUUAGGAUGAUGGGUUCCUAAUCAAGAAUUGGUUUGUCGGUUCUGUUUUCUCUGCUAAAUUCUUUGUUAGUAAAACAUUUUGAUUUUGUGAAUGGAACGACACGAGGAUAGGGUGUUGUCGCAGAGAUGUUGAAUAAAAGAAUAAAAACAGGCUUAUUAAAUUAAUCUUACCACUGUAAAGGCUGUGUUCUAAACAUUGUAAGCCUUGUUCAAACCCGUCAUUAAUCCAAUCAGACAUGUAUAAUUUUGAUAUGAAAGAUAGAGGCUUUUUUUAAUAUGCAUGUGACAAUUUUUUCCUCUCUGGAUUUAUCUGUUUCGAUUAGUCAUACUUGUUCGGACGCACAUAUCAAUAAAAAAUGGAAAUGACCGUACCUAAUCCUCUUGGUCGGUUAGGAGAAUUGACAACCGGGCUGCCAAGACAACUUUUCUAUCUACAGGUUGAUAUUGAGAAAAUGUUUUAUUAUUUUCUACGUGUUACCAUCGCAAGGUAAUUUGUCUCUCGCGUUGGAGUCGUUUACUGGUCUAGAUAAAGUUUGUGUUUUGGUCAAAGAAGAUUAACUAAAGCCAUACCAUACAUUUCUGCUGUAAUAGAGUUGUGGUUAAGAACUGAGAGAAGAAUGCUGAUAAUAAGACAGAAUUUCUUUUUUUUUACGAAUGAAUAGUUUGAAGAGUAUGAUACGUUGCGCAUUGGAAUUUUACGAGAAAAACUUUCUUUAAAAUAUGGAUGAUCAUGUCUAACCUUCCUUUGUAAUAAUCGAGUCUAACCUGUAUCAAUGGAUAGUAACAACUAUUAUUAUAUGCCAUGAAUUUAGAUGUUCCAUUAAACCUCACGAUAUAUUUCGCCUCUCCCACUCUCCCUAUUGAUAUAUUUUCCGCAUUCUAAUGACGUAUUUAUUGAUCACGUGUGCGUGAUUGCACGAAAGAGGAACGGGAAAAGAUCGAUAAUAUCUAACAUCCACAGAUUUCUCACAAUUCAUGCUUUAAUUAGCUCUUUAUAUUUUUAAUUUAUAACUUUAUUCAAUUUUCUAAUCUUUAAUUUAGUGGCCAUUUUUCUAAUCACCUAAUUAGGAAGGUUAAUUUAUGAAUUCCACCAUUGUUUUAAACCCGUCAUUCAAUAUAUAUAGACUAUAUAUAGACUAUAUGAAAUGCCAUAAAUACUCCCCCAGACCGGCCGAUAAAAUACGUAAAAUGCUGUAGAAAUUACUAUCAAAGACGGGGGUGAUGUUUUAAGAUUGUAGUUUUAAUAUAUUAAUGCACAUGUGUCGUAUGGCAUUUUUAAUUAUAUAUUAAAAAUUUUUGUGCCAUUCAUGGUUUUAUUUACUACGUUGGAUUUUGUUGGCUGGUACUGGUUUUUUGUCGUCUUAAUGGUGUUAUUGUUAUUGUUAUUGUUAUUGUUGUUGUUGUUGUUGUGGUCAUUUUUAAUGUUGUUGCUACUUCUGUUCAACUGCGCUAUGAUGGCUGUAUGUAAAUUGCUUGAAAUCGUCCCAACAUCUGUCUCUUCGUGUAGCUAUUAAUUUUAAGCUUUUUUCAGUUUAAAACUAGUAAUUGGACUGGGUUUUCAAGCCUGUAAACAAGGUCAUACCAGUACAAUCAUUAUGUAUUAUACCUACAUUAAAUUUUUUUAUGUUUUUUUUUUUAUUUCUGUUUAGUUUUUGUUUAAAGGACACAAAUAAACUUCAAAUGUGAAACCUAUUUAUACUAACAUUUUUACAUUUUUUUAAUUUUAAUUGUUGAUCAGCAGUUUGUAAGGCAAAUUUAGGCGAAAUUGAAGCAAAAAUUUAUUGCACUAAAAUUCAUGUUCUGUUUUGUUUUCAUUUUUUAAAUUUUGUAAAUAAAAAAGUCGGCUGCAAUUAUUAAGAUGAUUUAUUUCUACAUAUUUCUACAUAUUUAUACCGGUCCAGAUUUUGUGCACAAUUUUGAAAACUCCGGUUUAGUUAUCGAAACAAUGUUUUCACCACAUGUUCCAUUGUACCCAAACCUCUUACAUCCUCAUUCGAAAAAUGUAACCCUCUUUAAUAACUGCAAUUCAAGAUCUGAUUGGUCGGAAGUUUAUCUGGAACAUAAUACAAACCAACCUUAUCCCCAGGGCUUUUUUCUGGAAAUAUUUCUUGCUUGUCCGAAAGAGCCUUGGGUACGAGGUCGAUCCCAAUCUUAAACCAAUUACCGGUUGUUCUCUGCUCUCUCUCCUCUCUCUUACUUUGUCUAUCUUGAACAAAUAUUCCGGCUCUUGCGAGACAAGUUAAAGAUUACAUCUGAAUUUAGUGUUUUGGUGCAAAAACCGCCAUGUUUAAGAAUUUAUCUUGUACAAUAAAUAGAGUACACUGGUUGGUUUUGACAUCAGCAAAGAAUUUAAAUAGAUACAAUAUUUCCAAGAAAAAAACCCAAAUUAUUAUUGCAACGAAAUAGUAAUUUACUGUGACGUAAUAUAUACUCUGUUGAUGAUAUUAUGUCUUUUUAAACAUUUUGAAAUUUCAAAAUAUCAACCUAAUAAUUUCAAAUCUACCCUUUGUUGACAUAAACUAUACAGGAAAAACACAUUGCGUUGAUAGUGUUUAAAAUAUUUUAAAUUUUUGACAUACUUGAUAUGGUUACAUGAUAAGAUAAAAAGCACUGACCUUGCUCAAUAAAUAAACAAAUCAAUUAAUCGUUAUCAGACAUGAACAAACAAAAAUCUGAAGGGGUAAAUAAAUUAACGUAUUGACACCGAUAUAUAAUGUUCUUCUGUUUUUGCGGCUGUGUUAAAAACCUGCCAAACUCAAGUACUUCAAUUCUGUGACAUCAGUUAAAAUAAAAAAUAUACUUUUUCGAUAGAUUUAGGCGAAAAUUAUGCUCAAAGACGCCAUUAUAUUUUACAUGCUAUUUUACCACUUUGUUGUAUUUUUUAUAACAACAGAACAUUCAACAUUUUAGAAACGAACAAAUUAAAACUGGCACUGAGUUUGAAAAUAUGUAAGUGAACACUGUCUACUAUCCAUCGCAGGGUACAGUUCAUAAGGAACAGGUCAAUAAGUGACAAGUGACGAUUCAAUAAGUGACGAGUCACGAAUGUGUGCUUACAUGUCAGUUGACAUUUUAAGGAGAGGCAAAAGAAGAAGCUGUGAUAUUUAAUACAUAAAAGACAAAAAAUAAGCUAAUUAAUUUUUUCGUAUUUUUUCUGACCACAACGCCGUAAAAUAAACAUUCGCAUAUAUUGGUCUCACUUACACAGGUUGGACUCGACUAUUUAAAUAUUUUUUCCUUAAUAUAGAAGAAAUGGGCAAAAUCAAACAUUCGACUUGACUUUUUAUGUGCAAUUAGACGAAUAUAUAAGAAGCCUGGGACCGAGGUGUAUUUAAUUAACAAUUUCACUAAUCACUUUAUUCGGUUUGAUUAAAUGAGAGAAGGAGUAUACAAUCCACAAAUAUUUCUCUAACUUUUCUAACAUUACCCUGCUUAUCCAAAUUAAUCUCCUCUUAAUUGCGUAAUAAUUACAUCACAUAAUAGUAGCGUAUAUCGCAUACCUUUCCAUCUCGACGUCACGCUAAGGCAAUUAUAUCCGACCUGUAUUUUCUAUAAAUGAUAGUCCUGCAAGACAUGUUCAGUAUUGUGCUUUGUGAUAGUUGAAUAUAUUUAAAAGAGUUUGUCAUUAGUUGUAAAAGCAGUUGUGAGGAUUGUGUAAAAAUUCAAGAUGGACUUGUCGAGGAUAACAAUUUUAGCUGUAUUUGUUGGCGUCAUGUUUAUUGGUCAAACGUCGCCCAAAAUGUUCUGCAAAGACGAAUAUUCAUAUCAAACCUGUCGGUUUUACAAAGUUGCUGGAUAUUGUAAAGCAUAUGCUUCCGAUCUUCAUGUCACGUGUCCAGUCACGUGCGGUUUAUGUGAUUAUGGAGUUACAGAAAAAUGUGUGGAUAAAGAUGGACCGUUUAACUGCCAAUAUUUGAAAUCAAAUGGUGUGUGCAGAACGCAUGCGCACAUAAUGGCUAACAGCUGUGCAAAAUCAUGCAAUUUGUGCGAUGCGCAAAGAAAAUGCAAGGAUACAAAAUGUCCAGCAGAUAAAAUCUGUAUACUGAACCGUCGCAACGAGCCAACAUGCGAGUGUCCGAAAUAUUGUCCGUAUAAACAAGCGUACAAAAAAUUGGGGAAAGUGUGUGCGUCGAACAAAAAGACUUACAAAGAUGUCUGCCAUAUGCACCAUCAUUCAUGCAGAGAACACACUAAUCUCACAGUUUUAUUUUACGGCAGCUGCUACAUGACGAUGCCUUGUGAAGAUGGAAAAAACGAACAUGACUCAGGCGCAUGCGCGACAUGGAAGAAGCUGGGAUUCUGUAAACGUCAUCCGAGUGUAAUGACUCAGUACUGCAAAAAAACAUGCAAUUUCUGUGAAGGAAGAGUUUCAACGAAACCAAUAAAAGACUGUAAAUCAAGAUUUGGUUGUUGCUGGGAUGGAACUGCUGCUCCUGAUCCGAAAUAUGGAUCCUGCAAAAAAUGCGCAGAUAAAUACUUGAAUUUUUGCACGAAAUUUAUCAAUCUCUGUAACUCGAAUGAUCGCAAUAACUUAAAGUUUAUGAAGACAAAUUGCCCUGUGUCUUGCGGAUAUUGUCUGCCUUCAAAACGACGAGAAAUUGAGAUUCAGAUUUUCAGUGGUAGCGGAAAACGACUGUACACGACAAAAUUUAAGAAUACAUGAAGCGCUCAUUUCAGUGAAAGUAAAUAAUGAGAAAUUGCUAUCUCCAUUGACGCUUAUUAAGAGAAGAUGUCUUUCUCCAGUUUACCUAGAAAAAAUGUUUCUUUAAGUUGUGUGAUGGUAACGUCACUCUUGUCGUAAGAAUAACAUUCACAAGACGUUAGAAUACGGCAUGUGUUUCGUAAUUAUGUUUCGCUUCAGUAAUUUAAAAUUUUUAAUCGUUCAAUCACAGGGCUAACAUUUUUUAUGCGGAUAAUAAAGAAACUAACAUUUCUAUGCUCGACGGUAACGGGACUUAGAUUCUCACUCGACGGUAAAGGACCUAGAUUUUUUACUCGACGGUGGAGGGACUUACCAAUGUAUCUUGUACUUAGCGGAUCUUAAGAUUAUAAACUGCAAGCACACUUGCCUGUUAUUAGCCCUGGGUGAUUUAAAUUGUUCAAAGUUAUACCUUCUUUUUUUAUUAUUUAUUUAUAAAAAAUAAUUGAAAAGAUAACGAAGUAAUAUGGAACAGAAAAACCAUUAUUUUUAUAUAUAUAUAGUUUUCUUGAAGACUUUUGUAGUGGUCAUACCACAUUUCUUUAUUUUUAUAAACAUGUAACCACUUUGUUUUUAUAUUUUA